Acyrthosiphon pisum (pea aphid) is the source of this 1448-nucleotide messenger RNA. RefSeq lists its product as uncharacterized. The record is from RefSeq and is a predicted model, not a curated record. The transcript has 4 exons. Bases 697 to 1305 code for a protein of 202 amino acids. Lineage: Eukaryota; Metazoa; Arthropoda; Insecta; Hemiptera; Aphididae.
UAUGAUAACAUUUUUAAAUUAAGAAUUAAGUGUAAUAUUUUGUUAUAAUAAUUGUAUUUGUGUUGUAAAUAAUUUUUUGCCCCCCCCCCCCCUGAUCUUUGCCCUGGAUCCGUGCCUUUAACUAGGUAUGUAUUUAAUCUACUAACAUGAUGAUUUAUAGUACCUAUAUUAUAGGUAUCAUCUUUUAUUUCUGGUUCGUUGCACAACGAUUUUAUCUGAGGAAAUUGAAACAUGACGUGUAGCUCAUUUUUUACGAUUCAAUAAACAUUUGAAAAUGUAUCAUUUCCGGACGUUCUUUGUUAUCUUUUUUCAAUAAAAUUGUACAAAUAUUUUCAUACAUUUUUUAAGGUUACAGCAUGUUAAUUGCUCAAAAUAUAUCAAUAUUCAAUUUUAACCGAGUCAAUAAUUUGCCACUGCGGAUAUAUAAAAUAAGUAGGAUUUUUGUUUUUUAUUCAUUUUAAAAUGAUUUCAUUUGUGAACAUUGAAUUACAAGAAACUUUUUUAAAAAUAUUUUGUACCAUUUAUUUAAAUAUGUAAAUUUAUAAUUUCCGUGACAACUUCAUCACAUUUUUCCUGUAUAUAAUUUAUAUAAAUAUUUCCGGCAAUAUUUUUAGAGGUUACAGCUCAACCUAUCGACUAUCUAUGUAAUAUAUAAAUAUAUUUUAUAACUCAUGACAGUUACUGUUGAAAACGUAUAUGAAACACUCUAUAAUUAUUGUUGAAAUCAAAGACAGAAUAAUGAUGACCAAAACGUUCGGACUUAUUUUGUUUUUCUCAUCGUCUCAAUCCAGCAACCUUUUCAUGCCAAACUUGCCUAUGGGAGAAUAUAAAUUGGUGUAUGAUAAACUAUAUCAUUGUGAAUCAACAAAAAACAAUCCAAUUCAAUUCAAUUGGUUUAUAAGUAAAAAGACAUUUAGCAUAACGGAGUUAAAAGGGAAUCUAACAUUUAUGAUACCUUUUGACGAUACUCUUAAACUUGAUAUUAACUUUGCAUCUUGGGGUUCAACUGGUGGUUGGAUACCAAAUUCAAAUACCAUCAAAGCAAACAAAGCAUGCAGUAGCUUAAAAUAUUUGUGUGGUAAUAGUUGGAUUAAACUUACCAAGGAUUUUAAUAGUACAACUAAUAGCUGUCCAGUACCAACGGGUACAUAUAUUACGUCAGGGAUUGACUUUAAGAAAUUAGAAGAUCAUAACUUUCCCAAAGUAUAUUUUUAUGGAAAAUAUAAACUUAUGAUUAACUUUAAAAAUGUAGAAAAUAAAGUAGUUGGUUGCACUAUUGUGGAGCUUUAUGUAAUACGACCGUGAGAAACACAAAUUUGAUUAAAUUAUUCUAAAUAAUAAUAAAAGUUAUUGACUUAUUUUAGAACCAAGAACCACAAAAUAUACAACAUAGUAUAUUAUAUUCUUUUAUUUAGCAAUUAUAAAUAUUAUUAUACUUAUAAAUUAUA